Molecule: messenger RNA, 1716 nt
Organism: Oryctolagus cuniculus (rabbit)
Lineage: Eukaryota; Metazoa; Chordata; Mammalia; Lagomorpha; Leporidae
Gene: KRT15
Product: keratin 15
Biological process (GO): epithelial cell differentiation; intermediate filament organization
Cellular component (GO): cytoskeleton
Molecular function (GO): structural molecule activity
Source: RefSeq, a predicted model, not a curated record
CGCUGUGCUCUGGUCCCAGCCCAGAUACCUGCCCGCAUACCCAGUGUUGGCUGAGACCUCACCGGCUGCCUGACCAUGGCUACCACAUUUCUGCAAACUUCUUCCUCCACCUUUGGGGGAGGCUCUACCCGAGGGGGCUCCCUCCGGGCUGGGGGAGGUGGCUUUGGUGGGGGUAGUCUUUAUGGGGGAGGUGGCUUUGGUGGGGGGAGUCUUUAUGGGGGAGGUGGGAGUCGCAGCAUCUCGGCUUCUUCUGCUAGGUUUGUCUCUUCGGGGUCAGGAGGGGGCUAUGGGGGCGGCAUGAGCUGCGGCUUUGGUGGAGCAGCCGGUGCUGGUUUUGGUGGCGGCUUCGGAGGGGGGUUUGGCGGUGGCUUUGGUGACUUUGGUGGUGGCGACGGCGGCCUCCUCUCUGUCAACGAGAAGGUGACCAUGCAGAACCUCAAUGACCGCCUGGCCUCCUACCUGGACAAGGUGCGCGCCCUGGAGGAGGCCAACGGCGAGCUGGAGGUGAAGAUCCGGGACUGGUACCAGAAGCAGAGCCCGAGCAGCCCGGAGCGCGACUACAGCCAAUACUACAAGACCAUUGAGGAGCUCCGGGACAAGAUCCUGGCCGCCACCAUCGACAACUCCCGGGUCAUCCUGGAGAUCGACAACGCCAGGCUGGCUGCCGACGACUUCAGGCUCAAGUAUGAGAACGAGGUUGCCCUGCGCCAGAGCGUGGAGGCCGACAUCAACGGGCUGCGCAGGGUGCUGGACGAGUUGACCCUGGCCAGGACCGACCUGGAGGCGCAGAUCGAGGGCCUGACUGAAGAGCUGGCCUACAUGAAGAAGAACCACGAGGAGGAGAUGAAGGAGUUCAGCAACCAGCUGGCCGGCCAGGUCAAUGUGGAGAUGGAUGCGGCGCCGGGUGUGGACCUGAGCCGCAUGCUGGCCGAGAUGAGGGAGCAGUACGAGGCCAUGGCGGAGAAGAACCGGCGGGACGCCGAGGCCUGGUUCUUCAGCAAGACCGAGGAGCUGAAUAAGGAGGUGGCCUCCAACACAGAGCUGCUUCAGAGCAGCAAGACGGAGAUCACAGACCUGAGACGCACCAUGCAGGGGCUGGAGAUCGAGCUGCAGUCCCAGCUCAGCAUGAAAGCCGGGCUGGAGAACUCGCUGGCGGAGGUGGAGUGCCGAUACGCCACGCAGCUGCAGCAGAUCCAGGGGCUCGUGGGCAGCCUGGAGGCCCAGCUGGGCGAGCUGCGCUGCGAGAUGGAGCAGCAGAACCAGGAGUACAACAGGCUGCUGGACAUCAAGUCGCGGCUGGAGCAGGAGAUCGCCACCUACCGCAGCCUGCUCGAGGGCCAGGACGCCAAGAUGGCUAACGUUGGCAUCCGGGAAGUCUCCCUGGGCAGUGGCGGCGGUGGCGGCGGUUUCCGAGUCCACAUAGAGGAAUCCGUGGAUGGGAAGGUGGUCUCCCGCAAGAGAGAAGCCUGAGUGCCAGACACAGGGAAGGCUCCCACACCACUGCGCCCUCCCUGGCUGCGAGGGGUCCAGUCCCACCCCCUGAGAGUGACCGACCGGCCCGAGAGGUCUCCCUGCUUGCGGCUUUGCAUGCCCGCCCCGCCCAGUCCUCCCCACCCCCUUGAGAGCAAGCACAAGCCAGAAGCAGCUGUCUUGCGCAACAAGCUGGCUUGUACCGUGUCUGUUCCCACAAUAAAGAAUUGCUUUUCCUUUCCCAGA